AAAAUAAAAAUAAACCUUUACGAACAAAACAAACCCAAAAACACUUGCCAAAAUUGACACCAUUUUCCUGGCCUCUCUCUCUAUUUCUCCCUCCAUUCUCUAGGCGAACGCAAGAUCUUUGCUUUUUGUUUACUUUUGAUUUCAUUUGUUCUUUAAUCACACAAAUUCUAAUCUAGAUUCAACAACCAUUCACUGAUAUAAAUCACAUAAAUGCAAAUUCCCAUUUGUGAUUAAAUAAAAAAAAAAGGGUUUCUUUUAUUUUGCAAGAUCUUUUCUUUUUCCAGUUUUUUUUUUAUUAUAAACAGAACGAAAUUCCAUUUUUUUGGGGUGGGAAAAUGGGCAAGGUGGCCGUUGGGGUGGCGGUGGUGUGUGGGGUCGCGGUGGCAGCGGCAGCAGCGGUGGUGGUUCAUCGAAAAAUGAAGAAGUCAGGGAGGUGGGUAAAAGCAAUGGAGAUAGUUAAAGAGUUUGAAGAAAAGUGUGGGACCCCGAUUUGGAAGCUGAGACAAGUGGCUGAUGCCAUGACUGUAGAGAUGCAUGCUGGCCUUGCCUCUGAAGGUGGCAGCAAACUUAAGAUGCUCAUCAGCUAUGUUGACAAUUUGCCUACCGGGAAUGAGAAGGGAUUAUUUUAUGCAUUGGACCUUGGUGGAACUAACUUCCGUGUGUUACGAGUGCAAUUGGGAGGGAAGGGUAGUGGUAUUGUCAAUCAACAGUUUAAGGAGGUGUCUAUUCCUCCAAGUUUGAUGACAGGGACUUCAGAUGCACUAUUUGACUAUAUUGCAGUAGAACUUGCAAAAUUUGUAGCUCAAGAAGGCACAGAUUUUCAACUAACUCCUGGUAGACAAAGGGAGCUUGGUUUCACCUUCUCAUUCCCUGUGAUGCAAACAUCCAUUUCUUCUGGAAGCCUUCUUAGGUGGACAAAAGGCUUCUCUAUAGAUGACACAGUUGGCCAAGAUGUGGUAGCAGAAUUAACCAAAGCCAUGGAAAGGCAAGGCCUUGACAUGCGUGUUUCAGCUCUGGUGAAUGACACCGUUGGAACACUUGCUGGAGGUAGGUAUACCAACAGUGAUGUUGCUGCAGCUGUGAUCCUUGGUACUGGAUCAAAUGCAGCAUAUGUGGAACGUGCACAUGCAAUACCAAAAUGGCAUGGUCUACUACCCAAAUCAGAAGAGAUGGUUAUCAAUAUGGAGUGGGGUAACUUUAGGUCAUCACAUCUUCCAUUAACAGAGUAUGACCAUGCACUAGAUGCUGAGAGUUUAAACCCUGGUGAACAGAUUUAUGAGAAGAUAAUAUCUGGUAUGUAUUUGGGAGAAAUUGUUCGCAGAGUUCUGCUUAGGAUGGCUGAGGAAGCUGCAUUUUUUGGUGACAUUGUUCCACCAAAACUUAAAGUGCCAUUUGUAUUGAGGACACCUGUCAUGUCAGCAAUGCACCAGGACACUUCCCCUGACCUCAAAGUGGUAGCGAAUAAAUUGAAAGAUACUCUUGAGAUAUCAAAUACGUCUGUGAAGAUGAGAAAAGUAAUUGUUGAGCUUUGCAACAUUGUUGCCACCCGUGGGGCACGUCUUUCAGCUGCUGGUAUACUAGGCAUUCUGAAGAAAACGGGAAGAGACACAGUCAAGGUAGGGGAGAAACAAAGAACAGUUAUAGCUAUGGAUGGUGGACUAUAUGAGCACUAUGCAGAAUUCCGCAAGUGUUUGGAGAACACCCUAAGCGAAUUGCUUGGAGAAGAGGUGUCUGAAAGCAUUGUGGUUGAGCAUUCAAAUGAUGGUUCUGGCAUUGGAGCUGCUCUUCUUGCCGCUUCCCACUCACAGUAUGUGGAAAUGGAGGAGUCCUGAGAGCAGUAAGAACUGGUUCAGCCAUUCUUUUUAAGUUAUUUGUGAGAAAUCUUACCAAACUUUUAUCCUACAAAAUUCUUUUAACCGGGAGAUUAGCAUUUUAUUCCUUUCUCGAUUAAUUACUUUUGGGGCAUUUAUCGUAAAAUCUUAAAUAAUUGCUUGCAAAGCUUGCGAUGAGGUGAAUUGAAUGUAUAAACGCAGGACCAGGAAGCGUGACCUCUUCCGCAUCGGCCUGUGAUUCUCUACAUCUGUGUUUUUUAAUUUCUUGCUUGUAGUCACCAAAGCUCACUGCUUAGGCAUGAAAAUAAUUGUUAACCCUUUUGUCCUUUUUACACCUUGGGGUCAAAGAUAAUUUGAUUGUCGACAAUUGUUUAUCA
This is a messenger RNA of Theobroma cacao (cacao), 2209 nucleotides long. RefSeq names its product hexokinase-2-like. The record is from RefSeq and is a predicted model, not a curated record. Gene Ontology annotation, biological process: carbohydrate phosphorylation; intracellular glucose homeostasis; glucose 6-phosphate metabolic process. Gene Ontology annotation, molecular function: fructokinase activity; ATP binding; glucokinase activity. NCBI's taxonomy places the organism in Eukaryota, Viridiplantae, Streptophyta, Magnoliopsida, Malvales, Malvaceae. Gene Ontology annotation, cellular component: mitochondrion; cytosol.